CUUCUACUGAAAAACCUUUUAUCUUUCUUCUCUAUAUUUUUUCUUAUAAAAAAAAAUAAAUAAAUUACUACAAAAAUGAUGAAAAUCAUUACUCUCCUUUUUGCAUAUAUUGCAAUUGUUAAUUCACUUGAACUUCGAGACAAUCACAUAGACUGGAAAAUAAGAUCAAGUUACAUUACACGAGGAGUUAAUGUAAAAGAAAUAACAAAUGGAUACGAAGUUGAAUGGUUGGAGGAGUUUGACGAGCAUACGAAUCCCUUAAAAGUUUACUAUAACUAUAUUUUUGAAGAUUCAGGUACUCGAGAAAUUAUAAAUCUUGAUAAUCUAUGCAGUACAUAUAGACCAGGUACUCCAGAAUUCGCCGUUCAACAACAUAUGCUUACAAGGCUUGCAAACACAAGAACGUGUCCAAUAAAAAAGGGUACAAAAGUAGCUCUCAGACCAUGGGAUUUGUACUCAUGGCAAACAAAUAAUUUAAGAUGUGGAUAUGUUGAUGGAACAUCGUAUAUAUCAAAGAAAAAUUCGAACAGAGCUGGUCACACGCCAUUUUUAUUAAGUAUCCACUUUACAGGAAUGGUUGUGGGUCCCAAUUGUGUCCCAGAUAGCUUAUCAUAGCUUAUGGCCAGCCUAGAUCGUGGGCCGAUUUUUUUAAUUUAUAAAAAUAAUUUAUUUGAAUCAAAAUAGAUGAAAUAAUAAACAAUAUUUAUUAAACUGAAAAA
Molecule: messenger RNA, 719 nt
Organism: Leptopilina heterotoma
Lineage: Eukaryota; Metazoa; Arthropoda; Insecta; Hymenoptera; Figitidae
Exons: 4
Coding region: 76-615 (179 amino acids)
Source: RefSeq, a predicted model, not a curated record